AUGAGGAUUUUUAGACCGUGGAGACUGCGCUGCCCUGCCCUGCACCUGCCCUCGCUCUCCGUGUUCUCGUUAAAGUGGACUUUGCCCUCCCUCACUACUGACGAUAGCAUGUGUAAAAGUGUGACCACAGAUGAGUGGAAGAAAAUCUUUUAUGAGAAGAUGGAGGCGACAAAGCCGGCUGACAGCUGGGACCUCAUCAUGGACCCCAACCUCAAGCAUAAUGUGUUGGCCCCUGGCUGGAAGCAGUACCUGGAGUUGCAUGCCUCAGGCAGGUUCCACUGCUCGUGGUGCUGGCACACCUGGCAGUCGCCCCACGUGGUCAUCCUCUUCCACAUGCACCUGGACCGCGCCCAGCGGGCGGGCUCGGUGCGCAUGCGCGUCUUCAAGCAGCUGUGCUACGAGUGCGGCACCGCACACCUGGAUGAGUCGAGCAUGCUGGAGGAGAACAUCGACAGCCUGGUGGACAACCUCAUCACCAGCCUGCGCGAGCAGUGCUACGGCGAGCGCGGCGGCCAGUACCGCAUCCUCGUGGCCAGCCGCCAAGACAACCGGCGGCACCGCGGCGACUUCUGCGAGGCCUGCCAGGAGGGCAUCGUGCACUGGAAGCCCAGCGAGAAGCUGCUGGAGGAAGAGGUGACCACCUACACCUUCUCUCGGGCGCCCAGCCCCACCAAGCCGCAGGCCGAAGCCGGCUCAGGCUGCAACUUCUGCUCUAUCCCUUGGUGCUUGUUUUGGGCCACGGUCCUGCUGCUGAUCAUCUACCUGCAGUUCUCCUUUCGCAGCUCUGUCUAA
This is a messenger RNA of Cynocephalus volans (Philippine flying lemur), 792 nucleotides long. RefSeq names its product receptor transporter protein 1 (gene RTP1). Lineage: Eukaryota; Metazoa; Chordata; Mammalia; Dermoptera; Cynocephalidae. The transcript has 2 exons. Gene Ontology annotation, molecular function: olfactory receptor binding. Gene Ontology annotation, biological process: detection of chemical stimulus involved in sensory perception of bitter taste; protein targeting to membrane; protein insertion into membrane. The coding region runs from base 1 to 792 and encodes 263 amino acids. Gene Ontology annotation, cellular component: cell surface. The record is from RefSeq and is a predicted model, not a curated record.